Messenger RNA from Cololabis saira (Pacific saury), 1636 nucleotides. It is a transcript of the gene snx15, whose product is annotated as sorting nexin 15. The transcript is spliced from 7 exons. Gene Ontology annotation, molecular function: phosphatidylinositol binding. Lineage: Eukaryota; Metazoa; Chordata; Actinopteri; Beloniformes; Belonidae. The record is from RefSeq and is a predicted model, not a curated record. The coding region runs from base 123 to 1286 and encodes 387 amino acids.
GUGAGUAGUCUGCCAUGGAGAGGAGGGACUGAAAUAAUCACAACAGAGAAAACUCACCACAACUUUGUCACACUUCUGCUUUUCUCUCGCUGCAGUUUUCUCUGUUAUCGCCGACAGUGAAAAUGUCACGGAAACUCAAAGAAGAAUAUUAUCGCUUCUUCACCGUUAGCGACCCGCGGACACACGAGAAGGGACACACCGAGUACAAAGUGACAGCCAGGUUUGUGUCUAAGCGUCAUCCAGAAGAUGUGAAGGAGGUGGUCGCGUGGAGGAGGUUCUCAGAGCUCAAGAAGCUUCACGGAGAGCUGGCCUACACGCACAGGAACCUGUUCAGAAGACAGGAGGAGUUUCCACCUUUCCCACGUGCACAAGUAUUUGGAAGAUUCGAUGAAGCUGUGAUUGAAGAGAGGAGGAAGGCGGCAGAAGCCAUGUUUUUGUUUACGACCACGAUACCUGCACUCUACAACAGCCCGCAGCUCAAAGACUUCUUCAGAGGAGGUGAAGUCAUAAGACCUCUAGAUGCCUCCCCUCUGUCCUCGACCGGGCCUCUGCCCCCCCCUCUCAUCCCCCUGCCCAAGAGGAGGGCCUCGGACUGUGAACCUGCAGAGGAGGAGGAGGGAAGGGAGGCGCCCACCUUACCCCAAGAUCUGGGCACCAACUUGAGCUUAGAGGUGGGGGAACCAGAGGUUGCAGCUGAGGCCUACAGCGAGAUCGGAGGAUCCCCGGGAGAAGAACGAGGGGAACUUAGUGAUACAGACCCGGAUGACCAAGCAGUUCCAUCUUCUGGCCCAUCUCCUGCAAAGUGUCAGCAAUCAAAAGAGACCCAGGAGGAAUUUGAUUCACUGUUUGACUCUAUGGCAGAGGAGCAAGUCCCAUCCCCAAAGGAAGAGGGUCCUCCUCCGCUGUCUGAUAAUGAUUUGGCCGUCUUUGAUCCCUGCUAUGAAAAAGACCGAUCAAAUUCCAGCGCUGACCACUCGGAGCUGUUUUCGUUGCCACUGCUCAGCCUGGAUGGCGGAGACGAGGGUUAUCUGAACCAAGCAGCCAAGGAGCUGACAUCCGCCAUGGAGAUGGAGAAGGAGGGAGAGUUCAGUCUGGCCAUACUUGGAUACAGGACGGCGGUGGACAUACUGAUCACUGGAGUGCAGGGAGAGCCAGAUCCGGUUCGGAGGGACUCUGUUAUGAGGAGGACGGCUCAGUAUCUGAAGCACGUUGAAAUGCUGGUCGACGAACACUCCUCACCCAAUCACACGCACACACCUGCACACACACAGGCACAAGCGCCUUAAAUUCACACAUUGUCACUAUAUUGACACAACGUUCACAUGCAAAAAGACGUCAAAGAUACAAAGGAAAAAAAUCUCAGGGCUGUAGCAUACAUGUACAUAUAUCUUAAAAAACGCCCAGCUAAAUCAAUGAAUACAAACCCAACAAAUACCACUGGUACAAACACACACCCCUGAGGUACACUUUACACUACACACCGGCUCCUCAGCCGCCUCUGACAUGUGAAAGAUGUGUGAGACGAAAUCAGAACAUUUUGAAACUGGAAGUUACUGUUAACUUAAAUCCAAAACACUUACUCUAACUAUCUUUUUCAUUUUUUUUAAUGUUAUUGAAUACAGUAAUGUGUAUAUAU